UUAAAACUGUUGUUUUUGUUACAAGGCUGAAGAGGAAUGAAUCUUCCUCCUCCGUCCAGAACUACUUUCAUUUGGAUUCUCUUCAAAAGAAACUCAAGGACCUUGAAGAGGAGAAUGUUGUGCUUAGAUCUGAGGCCUGUCAGCUGAAGACUGAAACAAUUACUUACGAAGAGAAAGAACAACAGCUUGUCAAUGACUGUGUAAAAGAGCUAAGGGAUGCAAACAUCCAGAUUGCCAAUAUCUCCGAAGAGUUAGCAAAGAAAACCGAAGAUGCUGCCCGGCAGCAGGAAGAAAUCACCCAUCUUCUUUCUCAGAUAGUCGAUCUGCAGAAAAAGGCAAAAGCUUGUGCAGUUGAAAACGAGGAACUUGUCCAGCAUUUGGGAGCAGCUAAAGAUGCCCAGAGACAGCUCACAGCAGAGUUGCGGGAGCUGGAAGACAAGUAUGCAGAGUGCAUGGAAAUGCUUCAUGAGGCUCAAGAAGAGCUGAAAAACCUUAGAAACAAGACUAUGCCAAAUGCCAUAUCACGUCGGUACCACUCUCUCGGUCUCUUCCCUAUGGAUUCUUUGGCAGCAGAGAUAGAAGGGUCAAUGAGGAAAGAACUGCACUUAGAUGAACCUGACUCUCCUGACUUGGCUCAUCAGAAGCGGGUCUUCGAGACGGUGAGAAGUGUUAACCAAGUUGUCAAGCAGAGAUCCAUGACUCCAUCACCAAUGAAUAUCCCAGGCUCCAACCAGUCCUCUGCUAUGAACUCAGUCAUUUCUAGCUGUGUCAGCACUCCACGUUCCAGUUUCUAUGGGGGAGACAUCUCUAACAUUAUGAUAGACAACAAGACCAAUAGCAUCAUCCUAGAGACAGAAUCCUCUGACAAUGGAAAUGAAGACAGGAUGAAGAAGCCUGGAACUCCGGGGACUCCAGGCUCCAGUGACCUAGAGACUGCCCUUCGUAGGCUGUCCCUCAGGCGGGAGAAUUAUCUCUCAGAGCGGAAGUUCUUCGAAGAAGAGCAGGAAAGGAAGUUGCGGGAACUGGCAGAAAAGGGCGAGCUCCAUAGCGGUUCUGUUACCCCCACAGAGAGCAUCAUGUCUCUGGGAACUCACUCCAGAUUUUCAGAAUUCACUGGAUAUUCAGGAAUGUCCAUCAGCAGUCGCUCCUACCUGCCAGAAAAGCUUCAGAUUGUGAAACCACUAGAAGGUUCUGCCACUUUGCACCACUGGCAGCAGCUGGCUCAGCCUCACCUGGGCGGGAUCCUGGACCCGAGGCCUGGGGUUGUCACUAAGGGCUUCCGGACACUGGACCUGGACCUGGAUGAAGUGUACUGCCUUAAUGACUAUGAGGAAGAUGAGACAGGUGACAUUUCUUACAAGGGCCUAACUACCUCGACGCCAGUUCAGCACACAGAGACCUCAGUACCUCAUCCUGGGAAGUGCAUGUCACAAACCAACUCCACCUUCACCUUCACCACCUGCCGCAUUCUGCACCCUUCCGAUGAACUCACACGAGUCACACCAAGCCUUAACGCAGCACCUACUCCAGCUUGUGGCAGCAUUAGCAAUUUGAAAGGCACCCCAGUGGCUACUCCCUGUACUCCUCGGCGUCUGAGUUUGGCCGAAUCCUUCACUAACCUCCGGGAAUCCACAACAACGAUGAGCACAUCUCUGGGGCUGGUGUGGCUGCUGAAGGAAAGGGGCAUCUCGGCAGCAGUGUACAAUCCACAGAGCUGGGACAGAGCUAGCAAAGGCACCCUCCUGAACACAUACCCCCCUAAAAUGGCGAUCAUUCCUUCCACUCCACCAAACUCACCUAUGCAGACACCUUCUUCAUCCCCUCCAUCUUUCGAGUUCAAGUGCACCAGCCCACCUUAUGACAACUUCUUAGCUUCGAAGCCUGCUAGUUCAAUCUUGAAAGAGGUGAGGAAUAAAAAGAACAUCAGGAACAGUGAGAGUCAGACUGACGUGUCUGUUUCCAACCUUAAUCUCGUGGACAAAGUCAAGAGGUUUGGUAUCGCCAAAGUUGUGAGUUCAGGGCAAACGUCAGCUCCUCCUUUAACUGAUGACCAGGGACCUCUUCUGUGUGGGGCACAGGGACCGGUGAGGGCCCUUGUUCCUGGAGGCCUGGCACCAGACGGUCUCCCAUUGGGCUGCCCUGCCGUGACCAGUGCCAUCGGGGGCAUCCAGCUGAACACUGGCAUCCGAAGGAAUCGGAGCUUCCCCACCAUGGUGGGUUCCAGCAUGCAGAUGAAAGGCCCGACGUCUCUCACUUCGGGGAUCCUCAUGGGAACCAAGCUCCCGAAACAAACUAGCUUACGAUGAAGGACUUUAUUUUUACAGCUAGUCUUUUUAAAUAAAAAUACUCAGAUUCUUUCUCCGAUCUUGUUUUCUUUUCCCCACCGCCCCUUCAUUGCCUCUUGAGUUUGACAAAUCAACUUUGUGCCUAAUGGGAGAAAUAUGUAAACUUUGUACAAAAUGUGUAAAUAUGUACCAGAUCUGUUGUAACUAAUUGGAUUAUUUUACUGUUCAAUUGAGUGCAAAAGGCUCUACGCUAUGAUUACUGUAUUAAGGUUAACUUGCUAACUUUUUGAAAAGGUUUUUUUUUUAAGAUGCACUGA
Molecule: messenger RNA, 2602 nt
Organism: Pelecanus crispus (Dalmatian pelican)
Lineage: Eukaryota; Metazoa; Chordata; Aves; Pelecaniformes; Pelecanidae
Source: RefSeq, a predicted model, not a curated record